UAUUCAUAAUUACGGCCAGAGGCAGUAGCAUAGAACGGAUAAGCAGGCAUUGGUGGAGAACGCAAACAAACGGAACUUCACAAACACAACGCACACAAACAGCAACAAUUCCGAUCAAGAAAUGGCUAAUAUAGUUAGCAAUCACAACAGUAGCAGCAGCAGCAAUGGCACCAAGUACACAAUAUCUUACAAUAAUUUAAACAACGCUAGUACGAACAGCAAUGGAAUUGGCAGUGCUGGCAGCGAGGUGCAGACUUUGCGCGACGUUAUGACCUGUAAUAUGCUGAACGCGGGAGUAGGAACAGGUCCUGUCAACUAUAUGAUACCAACAGGUGGUUGUGUCUACGACCACAUCAUUGCCAUGAUGAAGGGCCUUGAUCUGGAGGAUGAUGGUAUAUUGUUGAACAGGAAGAUAAAGGCCAUAGAAACGGAUUUCUACAACAUUAUUCGCGACGAAUCGAUGCUGUGUGAGUCCAUGGAGUAUAUGAACGAUAAAGCAUUAGGCGAUGGAGACACUGCUCUGAAAUUUGCUCUACUUUUUUCAUCCCGGAACUUCGAUGCGUUGGCUAUGAAAGAGACAAAGGUCCGAAGUGCUAUGCUAAAGAUCCUGGAGACAAAUUUCAUCAAUGCAGACGCAUACCGAGAGCAUGACAAGAAUCGUCUGUACAACUCCAUAACACUUUUAGGCGAAUACUAUCAUCGCGUUCGUUUGGCCAACAAUGCACCUAUUACAAUUUUGGGUGAAUCGCUGCUCAAUCUACUUACAAGGGAGAUCAAUGACACCUCAUUGGUAAUAAAUACUCGAUUGGCGCGUUUGAUUUUAUCACAGAUUACGCUUAAUGGCGAGAUAAUGCGCUCGCGCCAUAAGGUAGAAAUUGACCAACUACUGUACCAUAUUAGACGCCACCUGAUAAUGCAGCCGGUGCUAACGCCUAAAGUAAAAGCUAUGCUGCUUAUGGUGUUGGAUUUGUUCUACAGCCAUUUUAAGCACAUUGGCUUCGAGUUGGAGGCAAUGUACUCAGACUACCUGGUUGCUGAGAGUGCGGAAGACGAUGGUAUUAAUAACAAUAGUGUAGCUGUGCAGCCGCAGACUCAGUACCAGCAGCAACAAGAGUCUCAAAGUGCGUAUAUAGAAGGACAUGGGAGAAGUAACACUGAUAAUGCCAGCCAAACAAAUAAGUCCACCCACGAUUCUUUUGAGUUGCAGCCUACGAUGAAGAAAUGGAUCGAGCAAGUCUGUGAAGAUUCGCUCUGCGAUAUUGGUUUUGGCGAGGCGGAUAUUGGUAGUGGUGAUCUUUACAGUCAAGUCGAGCACGAACAAGCACGAGAAAGCAACAGAAAUUCAAGUAACGAAGGAGGCGUGAAUCGCCAAAGCCGACGCCCAUAUCAGCCGCGCACAUCACCGCGUCCUUUGAAACACCCUCAGGUGGCCAAUGAAGACCGCUCCGAAGGACUCGAUCAAUACGCGUCUGUGGGAAACAGUGAAGAUCGUGAUAAGACUAAGCCUUCACCUAGCUGGCGCAAGACUCGUUUUAAUCGCCCCAUCGAUGGUGAUAAUCAAAACGGACGUUCGAGCAACCAACAACGUCGCUAUAGCGCCAGCUUCGAUGACGACCACCACAUCGUGCGUAGCGAUGGCGGUAAUUUACGUCUAUAUACCAUACACGAUCGUCGUAAGCAUUCCCAGGAACGUUAUGAGAGGAAUCUUGGCAGCAACAAUUACAGCAGCAUUGUGAACUCCAAUUGGGACCAACGGGAUGAUCGCAGCGAACGCCCAUAUAUUAGCAAUUAUGAGCCUGGCAAUUAUAAGCGCGGAGGGCGCUUUCACAAUCGUAAUACGUACGAUAAGUCACCACGGUUCCAAAAGCAGCAGCAAUAGCAACAUCACUCACCUCAUGGGCACCAAAAUAAAGACAAUCAGAAGAUUCACAGCGAGACGUGGCGUCGCUAAAAUACGUCCAUAAACAAUUCUUAUCAGGAUAAGAACUGUGCCUACAACUCCAGUGGGCACGAGUCAAAUAGUUGCAGUUCAUCACCAAAAUCACAAAUGUACGAUGGAAAGUCGAAUGCAUCAUAUCGUCAGCGUCAUCGCAAUUUCACGCGACGUUCCCAGCCGCAUAUACACCAACCGAAUGCUGAGAACUGACAGGCCCAGGGAAGCACCAAGGAUGAGACCGAGAUAGUUCGGAAUGCCCAAGAAACCACAAAACACAUGAACUAUUUGUCCGCGAAGAAAUGAGAAAAGGCUCCAGGGCGGCGGGUCCCCGCGGCAAAAGGACACUUCGUCGCAAAAACAAUGAAGCUCAUUCAUCCUUAUAUUUAUUCUGCCUACAAUGUCUUGCACAAUUAAAGAUGCAAUUGAUUUUGAUCAACUUCGGUUUGUGUUGGUUGUGCGAGAAUUUUAUGCAUAUUAAAUGUGCACGAUUAGGUGGCGUGACUUCGACAAAGUUUACUCACCUAAAAAAGGCUGUGGUGGUUUGAGGUGGUCCUGCCCUGUACGCAUUGUCAUCCAAUUUAACGUGUGUAAUAACGUGCGAAAUAAAUUUUUAAAAUUGCAAAAGUUAA
Messenger RNA from Scaptodrosophila lebanonensis, 2565 nucleotides. Its product is annotated as GATA zinc finger domain-containing protein 14-like. Gene Ontology annotation, biological process: regulation of translational initiation. The transcript has 3 exons. Gene Ontology annotation, molecular function: translation activator activity. The record is from RefSeq and is a predicted model, not a curated record. Lineage: Eukaryota; Metazoa; Arthropoda; Insecta; Diptera; Drosophilidae.